Acanthoscelides obtectus is the source of this 513-nucleotide messenger RNA. NCBI's taxonomy places the organism in Eukaryota, Metazoa, Arthropoda, Insecta, Coleoptera, Chrysomelidae. The record is from the annotation of a GenBank genome assembly.
AUGAUAAAGAUAUGGAGAGAGCAAAUUGAAAGAUAUAGGGAUCGUGUGAGGCAAAAAACUAUUGUUAAUUAUCCAGAGUCACCGCCGCCUUCGGACCAUGAAGAUCCACACUUCGAUCCUCAAAUAUUGGACAAUAGAGCUUCAGGUGCCAAUAGACCCUCAGCAAAACAGAGGAAACGGAUAAAUGAGCUUAUCAAAAAACAAAAAAGCGAAAUUGAUCGAUUAAAAAACAAGGUGAAGAGAUUUCAAAGGAAACUAGAUCACGUAAGAAGUCUAAAAAUGUCACCAAAGUCGAAAGUAGACCGAUUACUAAAAAAAAAAAAACGAAACCAAGUAAUCAGGAGAACGUGGAAGAAGCAUCUGUCAUUCAGUAAGGUAGUUCAAAAUCAACUAAAAGAAAAUAUAAACCAUACCAAAAAGAAAAAUGAGAAGACACGUAAAGUAUUGAGUUGUAGGUUUGUUAGAAAGUACAAUGUUUUAAGUCAAAUUGAUAUGAAGCCUGUGAAACGAUAA